AUGCUUGGUGGCAAAUAUGGCGCUGCGCUUUCUUUCCGGCACCGACGAGCGGCGGUGAUGAAUAUUUCUGGGCAUCGCACCUCUACUCUGUAUCAUUUACGAUCGAUACCGUGGUCUCUCAUUCAAAUACGCUCCAAAUCAACCAUGUAUCCACCGUCCCACGUAAAGCUUUGGAAUCCCAACCAUGGCAUCACAUUCGCCUCUACGACACGAGACGAAGCGUCACACCCCCGAGUCGACAAGCUACGUUCCCUGCAUACGACCACGCCAUACGCCAGUCAGGCUGCUGAAGCUGCAGAAUCGGACCACGAGACUGUCGUUUCGGACGAUGACGCGCUUUUCUUUACCGCUUAUGAGUAUCAGUCCGCGUCAGACACAGAUUCUCCCACACCCCAUCCGCCUGUGGCGUGCGUCAAUAGUGCCGCACGGGAGGACAAUGGCGGAGCGAAAGUCAGGGAUAAUGUUGAGCCCGUGGGGCCUCCGAUCACGAGCCUGGAUUUCAAGAUCUCGGUCAAGGAUUUCCGCGAAGCGCAGAGCGCGGAGAAGGACUCUGCGAAGUCGUUCUGGUCAUACGCACUUUAUCGAGGCCCCUCCUGCGAUGGGAGCGAGAGAAAGGUGAAGGUCCAUUAUUGCAAGAGCAAACAAACGAUGGAGAGAGUAUGUCAGUAUUUCGUGGAUGACAAGGUGCUCGGAUUGGAUCUCGAAUGGUCUUCGGAUGCCAGGAGGGAUGCGGGCCCGAAAAGGAACGUCUCCCUGAUCCAGCUCGCCAACGAGAGCCGCAUCGCCCUGUUCCACGUCGCUCUGUUCCCCAACGAUGACUUGGUUGCGCCGACCUUUCGGAAACUCAUGGAGAAUGCUGAUGUGAAAAAGAUCGGUGUGGCUAUCAAGGGGGACUGUACACGGAUGCGGACCCAUCUGGGCGUCGACACAAAGGGCCUCGUCGAGCUCAGUCAUUUGUAUAAACUCGUGAAAUACUCUGGCAAUGGCCGGGUUGACUUGAUCAACAAGAGACUGGUGACUCUCGCCUCGCUGGUCCAUGAACACCUUGGCCUACCCUUGUUCAAGGGCGCCGACGUCCGGUCGAGUGACUGGUCGCAACCCUUGAACAUGAGUCAACUCAUGUACUCGGCCUCGGAUGCAUACGCUGGCUUCCAGCUGUACCACGUCCUCGAGGAGAAGCGGGAGAGACUCGAUCCCACUCCACCAAGGCCGCCCGAUGCCGAGCUCAACAAACCGAUCCAGCUCGCGGAUGGACAAUUCAUAACGGCGGCAAAUGAUACCGCCGUGGCCGGUGAUCCCGAUGAUCGUGGAUCGACUGCGGUCCUUUCGCUCAAGAAAGUCGAGGCUAUCAGAAAGAGCUUGCAAAUUGAGCCUGAGGGCCAGUCGAUUGCCGAGAGUAUCAGGGCGGCGCCGAUCGCCUCUCCCAAACAACGCCAGAGAGAUCCAAGGGUCACUGCUGCUGACGAACAGCUGGUCAACUACCGGACCAGUGUCAAGACUCUUCGCGCCACACCAUCCGCCGUACGAGCAUACUACAUCUGGUCGAAUAACGGAGACCUUCCGCCUGAUGCCAUCGCAAAGAUCCUGCGGGACCCGCCGCUGCAGACGUACACUGUGGUGAGUUACAUCCUGGAAGCCAUCAAACUAGAGAAGCUGCCGUUCGACAAGAAGCGGCUGCGGAACGAGAUCCUGCACCUCCUCCCAAAAGAAGUCCUCCAGGGCAGAUAUAAGGCCUUGAUGUUGGAGGCUCACAAGCCCGACAUCGUCGACACACCGUUGGUCGCCUGA
Messenger RNA from Colletotrichum higginsianum IMI 349063, 1788 nucleotides. RefSeq names its product 3'-5' exonuclease. Gene Ontology annotation, cellular component: nucleus; cytoplasm. Gene Ontology annotation, molecular function: 3'-5' exonuclease activity; nucleic acid binding. Bases 1 to 1788 code for a protein of 595 amino acids. The record is from RefSeq and is a predicted model, not a curated record. NCBI's taxonomy places the organism in Eukaryota, Fungi, Ascomycota, Sordariomycetes, Glomerellales, Glomerellaceae. The transcript is spliced from 3 exons. Gene Ontology annotation, biological process: nucleobase-containing compound metabolic process.